AUGAAGGAAUUUGGUAUGACUGUAAACAAAAGUGCAGUAGAGAAAAAUAUCCAAACAAAAUGUGCAAGAACAAAUAACACAGAGGUGGAAAGAGAUACACAAAAAAAGUUAGACUCGCAUACAUGCAUCAACAAUUUAAUGUCUUCCAAUCGAAAUGAUAACAAUUUAAUGAUACACAACAAACACGAGAAAAACGCUUUAGAUAAUAUAGAAAACUGCGAAAAAGUUAUUAACGAAAAAAAUUUUAAUAAAGGAAGAAAUGUAAAUAAUUGUCGAAAAUUUGAACAUGAAAAUAUGUUAGAAAUGAGUAAGUACGAAUAUGAAAAUGAUGACGUUUCUUCGUGUGAAGAUGGAUUUGCUGAAUCGAUUGACAGUAACAAUUUAAGUUAUUCUGAUGAAGAGGAAAGAGGACAAAUAGACCAACUUAAUGAUCACCAUAACAAUGAUGUAUAUAAUAACAGAAGCAGUAAUUGUGAAAGACACAACUGCCAAGUUAUUGUAAGAAUAAAGCCAAGAAAGACAACGAACGAUAUGAAUAAAAUGAACGAAAAUGACAUAGGAACAAGAGGUGGGAAUUAUGAGAACGUGAAAAAUAUUAGAUAUAAUAAAAAGUGCCUUUACAUACAUAACCAGAAUUUUUCAUUUGAUAAAGUAUUUUCAGAAGAAACGAAGCAGAUAGAAGUUUAUUCAUACUUAUCAGAUAAUUUUUUAAAUAAUUUAUUUGAAGGAUAUAAUUGUACCAUUUUUGCAUAUGGACAAACUGGUUCAGGCAAAACAUUUACAAUGGGAUUUGAUUACAUGAAUGAAUUCUCUGAAAAUGUUGGUAUUUUACCUCGAUUUUUAAACGACAUAUUUAAUAUAAUUGAAAAAAAAAAAAAAAAAAUAGAUUUCGAUGUGUCAUGUACAUAUAUCGAAAUUUACAAUGAAGAGAUUAUCGAUUUAAUAGACUUUAAUGAAGAAGAUUAUAAUGAAAAAAUCAACUGUAAAAAUGCAAAAAACAAAAAAAAAAAAAAAAAAAGUAAAAUAAUAAACAAAAAUAUAUACAUAAGGGAAGAUAUGAAUAAAAAGGAAAUAAUACUAAUGGGGAUUAAAAAUGAAAAAGUUCAAAAUGUGCAAGAUGUUUUCAAUAUUUUGCAUAAAGGAAAUUUAUUUAGAACAACGGAAAAAACAUUUAUGAAUGAAAAAUCAAGUAGAUCCCACGCAAUUUUUACAGUUAAUCUAAUUCAAAGAAAAAAAACAAAAAGUAACAACAGAGAGGAAGAUCCCGAGACAGAGGAGGAAAAUUUAAAUAACAACCAUCAAUCUAACCGUAUUAACAAUCCUACAGAGAUACAGAAUAAAUCUAACAUAAAUAAUAAUGAACGAGAAGAAGGAGGAACUACAACUACCAAUGGUGAUGCUAAUACAAAUGAUGGAGAAGGAAAAAAUGAUUUUGAUUUGGAAAAAGAAGAUAAUAACAAUGGAAAUAGGAUAGAAAAUACAAACAAAUCAGAAGUGAUAUGUUCAAAAUUUCAUUUUGUCGAUUUAGCAGGAAGUGAACGGGCCAAAAGAACAGAAACAAAGGGAAAUAGACUGAAAGAAGCAAUAAAUAUUAACUAUGGAUUAUUAUCACUAAGUAAUGUUAUUUAUAGUUUAUCUAGUAACAAGAAGAGUCAGCAUAUUCCAUACAGAAAUUCUAAGUUGACGAGAAUACUUCAGGAUUCUCUAGGAGGAAAUAGCAAAACAGUUAUGAUUGCAUGUAUAAGUAUUGAUAUUGUUGAUUUUUAUGAAUCUUUAAGUACAAUAAAAUAUGCUGCAAGAACUAAAAAAAUUAAAAAUAAACCAGUGAUUAAUUACGAUAUUAACAGUCUAGUUAUUAACGAUUUAAGAAAACAAUUAUUCAACUUAAAUCUUGAAUUGAAAAAAUAUAAAGUGGAAUGUAAAGACAAAUACAUAGAUGUGGACAACACAUUGGUGAAGGACUUAACUAGCCAAAAUAAAUUAUUAAUGCAAAAAAUGAAAAACUUAAAAAUGAAAAGAAGAAAACUAAUUUGUUUAAUAUUCUACUAUUUGACCUUAUUAAAAAGGAGAAAUCAUACACAUGCCAAUGAUUUUAUCAAUUCCAAUAACCUCGUGAACAAUGAAAAAAAUCACUCUGUCAGUUCUUUUAAUGAAAAUAUAUACAAGUCCAAGGUAGUAAAUUCCCCAGAUAUUGCACAGGAGAAAACCUUCAUAAAGAAAGAAUGGAAUUCCACAAGUGCGAAAUUAUUUCAAGUUUACAUGAAUGACAAUGUUCUUAAUGUUAAUCAUAGCGGAACAAAUGUCGAUCAUAAGGGAACGAAUGUUAAUCAUAUCGGAACGAAUGUUAAUCAUAUCGGAACGAAUGUCGAUCAUAUGGGAACGAAUGUUAAUCAUAUCGGAACGAAUGCUAAUAAUAUCGGAACGAAUGUUAAUCAUAUCGUAACGAAUGCUAAUAAUAUCGGAACUAAUGUUGAUCAUAUUGGAACUAAUGUUGAUCAUAUUACUUGUGGAACUAUUUGCAAAGCAGGGACAGACAGCGUAAGUCACAGUGAUCACCCUCCAAAUGAUCUCAUCCACAAAUGGAGCAACCAUUUUAGCUUUAGUUUAAAUUCAUUUUUUCAAAAAAAAACCAAAGUGGGGAAGGAAAACGAGGAAAAUGUGAAAAGAAAUUUAUCGGAACAACUGAACUUAGUCAAUGAUAAACAUUGCACACACAUUUCCAGAUAUAGUUAUGACAAUUCAGAUGGAAUAGUAGAUACCCAUUCUAACCCUUUAAUUAGGAAAGAUAAUUUUGUUCAUAAUGAAAAAUCGUAUCAUUAUUGUGCCAUUAAACACAGUAACAAUGAGUAUAUAGAAGAAAAAAAUAGAAAAAAAGAACACGAUAUGAAUAGUAUAACAAAUAAUGGAUCCUACGAAGGAACCAAAGAUGAAAUGUGCCCAUGCUUUGAACAACUUUCCUUACAAAAUAAGGUUGACAAUACUAUUGAUAAAAUUGGACUUGAUAGCCAAAGCAAACUUGAAGAAAGUGUAACAAUCUUCUUUCCAGAAAAAAAUGCUAAAGAAGGUAAUGUUUUGACAAAUAUACAAAAAGAAAACUCGCUGGAUCUCUCACUAAAUGUGAAAGAAGCUUCUAACGAAGAAACUCCAAAUAAGAAUCCAUCAAAUUGGGACUCUAUCACUGGAACCAAUAAGAUAUGUACUAUGUGCCAAAAAGAAACGAUGGUAGAAGACAAAGAAGAUUCAUGUGAUCCGGAUUUCAAUAUGUUAGAAAAAAAAUAUCUAUUCAUGAAUUUAGAAGAAGAUCAAAAAUGUGUAGAACACAUGUUCAGGCAAUUUGAAUUAAAUAGAUACAAUGAAAAAAAGUUAAAGGACUUGAACAAGAAAUAUAAUUCCAUAUUUGAGAAAAACAAAGGUUACGAAAAAAAAAUUGACGAAUUGAAAAAAAUUGUUAAAAAAAUGAAAAAAUAUGCAAAAUUGAGUUCAGGGAACAAGUGCGACAAAACAAUAAGGAAAAAAAAAAAAGCAAUAAAAUGUGUUAGAUGCAAAAAGGGAACUACAGAUGCUAACAGCAAAAGAGGAACAAAAUCAGGGGGGAAUACAUAUCAAUACGACUCAAUUACAUGGAAAAAAUUGCUUCACAUGCAUCUGCAUAAUGAAAAUUGCAUCAUUCAUCAUAAGCGUAACCAUUUUAGUGACGUCGAAUUCGAAAGAGAAAUGAAAAGGAAAAUGUUAAAAUAUUUUGCAAAAAAAAAGAGCUUCACGGAUACAGAAGUUAGUGUAAAGGAGUGUAACUCAUUCUGUAGCUAUGUGCCAAGCGAGGAUCAUGAUAAGACACGAAAAAUGCAUCUACUUUACCACAAUUUGAAUUAUCGCCAAAAUGGGAAUUAUUUUUACAGGAAUCAGAAGUUCAAUGCCAUAUUACCAAUCGUAAGAAGACUUAAAAAAGGAUUGAACAGAAAAAUAAGAAGCAGGGGACGGAGCAAAAACAGGAGAAAAACAGAAACUGCAGACAAUAAUGAAAGCGUCCCAUCUAAUUUUAUAUGUUCAAGCAACAACGCCGAUUUAAAACUCUUUGAAAACUUCGCCGAGGUUGAGGUUUUCCCCUUGGAAAGCAAUGACAUGAGAAGGAAGGAUCCUAAAAAUGUGGAAAAAAUAUAUCCCCAAGGAGUCCAAAAUAAAAACAAAAAAAAUGAAAAGCAGAUUGAUACAAUGGACAGAAUGAGCGGAGUAAAUAUUACAAACCUGCGUAGCAAUUUUUCAGGAAUUGGUAAUAACAUGUAUAAUUUCGAUUUCGUAGAUUACAAAAGAGGGUAUAAUAAAAUAGAAUGUGGUACGGGAGAUGAACGAAGGGAGGAUGGAACUGAUAAUAAAACUGAUAAUAAAACUGAUGAUAAAACUGAUGAUAAAACUGAUGAUAAAAGUGAUGAUAAAACUGAUGAUGAAACUGAUGAUAAAACUGAUGAUAAAACUGAUGAUGAAACUGAUGAUAAAACUGAUGAUGAAACUGAUGAUGAAACUGAGAAUAUUUAUGAGAACAGCCAUUCGAGCAGUUGUGAGAGGGGAAGUGAUGCCGAAAGCAGCUGUAGUAGCGGAAGGGAAAGUAGGAGCUGUGGAAAUAUGUCCUCUAAAUUUUUGAAAAAUAAACUAAAUAAACUGCAAAAAAUUAUCAAAGAAGACAUUUGUAAAAUUAAAAGAGUGAACAAAGAAAAAGAAGAAUACAACGCCAGAAAUGAACUUCUCGCGAAUAGCAUAAUGAAUUUAAAGAAAAAACUACAACAUUUACAAGUGAAUAGCCAAAAUGACAAAAACUGCAAGAAGAUAGAAAACAUGAAAGGGGAAAUACAAAGAAUUACAAAUGAAAAGGAAAAGAUUCAAAAAAAAUUAAACGACAAUGAACAACAAAUUAAACACUUAAAGGUAGAUAUUAGUAAAAUGAAAAAUAAUUUUUUAAAAACUAGUACAUUACUAAAAGAAGAACAAAGAAAACAUACGAAUAUUAUUCGUAAAAAAGAAAAUAUAAUAACCAAAUUACAUGAAAGAGAAGAACAUUACAUUAAUAAACUCAAAAAAAAGGAAGAAAUAAGUAAACAGGCAUAUUCAAAAUUGCUCAAAAGAAAUCAAGAACUAAAUGAAGAAUUAAAAAAAUUAAAAAAAAAUCGAACUAAUAGUAAAACUGGAAAAAUUAAUACAAAAAGGCGUCAAGAAAAUCAGACAAUUGGGUUCACCAAUAAGGGAACCAACUCUGGAUUUGCCGCUACAAGGUUUCAGAAACUUGUAUUGGAACGUACAGAUACUGUACCAGUAUUUCCCGUUGACGAUCACAAUUAUGCCAAUAUGGAUGGUGGUCAGGUCAGUAAGGAUAGAAGCCAUGCCAAUAUGGAUAGAAUCCAUGCCAAUAUGGAUGGAAGUGAAGCCAAUGUGGAUGACAAAGAUGAAGAUGAUGAGUACAGUGUGAACAGUCCUAUGUAUCAUAACUUCGAAGUAAAGGACGAUUUUAAUGCUUCAUCUCUGAGCACCAUCCUUUCCGAUGAUAUAAAAUCAGUGCACUCAAAUUCAGACUCCUCAUCGUGGAAGACAGAAAAGAACAAUUUAUCUUUACACUCCCGUUUUAAAUUCAAUAUGAGUGAAUACAAAUUUCAAAAGAGCUUAAAAAAUGAUAUAAAAAUUAAGAGCUAUUUAAAGGAGUUUUUGAAAAAGAAGAAGAAACUCAACUCGAUCAAGGCAAAAUUAGACAAGGAAAAAAGUAUGAACAGACAGGUUAAAAAAAUUCUACAGGCUUUGCAAGUAAAGAAGAAAAAUGAAGAUGAAGAGGGGAAUGGGGAGAACUGUCUUGUGAAAGAUUUAAACAUACGAACAGAAGAAAAAUCUCUGAACAUGAGUAAUAAUGGGAGUGUAUGUAUAUAUCCAGAUAUCAGCGGAGAAGAACUUUUGGAAAAAAAACUAUUUCAUAAAAAAGAAAGUACUUUAGAAUUUAACUCGGAUAGGCAAAAAGAAUGUAACGACAAAAGCCAGAGUAAUAAAGAAAUGCUUCAAGAAAAUUCCAUCUCUGUGAAUGACAAAAGUGGAGAAGAAAAUUUGAAAAUUUCAUUAUGUGAUGAAAAAAUCGAUGAAGAUGUUUUAUAUUAUGAAAACAAACUAAAAGAGUCCAACGAAUUCAUAAAAAAGUUAAAAAGAGAUAUUAUUACAAAGAAGGAAGAAUUCAUUUUGCAAAAAGUUGUAAAACAUUUACUGAAGAAGCUACAUUUCAAUUUUAAAAAAAGAAAAGAAAAUGAAAAAAAAAUAAAAUCAUUAAAAAAAUUUAUCUAUUCUGAAAAUUUGUUUAUAUCGAACAUUUGUAAUAAUUUUUUUUAUUUGACAAAUGUAACAAACAAUUCAGUAGCGACAAUUGGUGGCAACCCUUAUUUGAAUAAUCCUAUGACGAUCCCAAUUUAUUCAAAUCAAAUAAAUAACAUACAUGAUGAAAAAUCAAAUGGAUGGUUGAAUAUUACUUGCACAGAAAAAAACAUAAAGAAUAGAAAUCCAGGAAUAGGUGAUUUUUUCCCGAUAUACAAAUUUGAUCAGGUUAAUGGAGUCCUACCAAGAAGCAUUCAUGGGAAUGUUUUUUUGAAUGGUAAGAAGAGAAAUACAUUUAACACUUUGAGAGAAUUUGAUUCCAGUUUUGAAAAGAAGAAGAAUAACACAAAUUUAAAAAAGAGAAGUUAUAAAAGUAGACUAAUGGAAAAUAUACAUUUAAACAAUUUUAAUAAAAGAAGAAUUGUUUUAUCAAGAAGUAACGAUUUCAUCGAAAAUGGCAACUGUGAAACUAAAAGAGGAAAGAGAUAUUCAGAUGGAUUUUACUUAAACAAAAGUUGUAGCUCAUAUCCAGAAUUUAAUGCUACUAUAUCAGUUCAACAGAGUCUAGAUAUGACUCACAAUGGUUAUGAACAAAUAAAUGAAAUACCAAGUGAAAGGGGGAAAAAUAUCAAUCUUAAUGCAUUGAAUAUUUUAUGUGACAACAAUUCAGGUAUAGAAAAGGAAGAACAACAAAUGAUGCACCCUACCAAAGAUUUCGAUAAUAACAUUGAUUAUGUUACACGCCCAAAUUUAAACAUUAAAAGAAAGACAAUAGAUAAUUGCUACAUUUAUGCGAAUAAAGAAAAUGGGUGUAAUUUCCUUGACUAUUAUAAAGACGUUUUUUCGAGGGAUCAUUAUAACAUUAACGAUACUAAUAGUGAUGAAAAGGAAAACAAAAAGGAUUUCAUCACUCAUUUUGAUCUGAACCAAGGUUUGUCAUUCAAUAAAUCUGAAGAACAACAAUACAUAGGAUUGCCAGCAGAAGAAAGCCAAUCAUUUUUACAUAACACUAAAUAUGACAAAAAUAAUAUUUGUCCUAUAGAUUCACUAAAACGUUCAUAUAUGACAAAUAAGGAGAGUAAUAAUGAGACCUUUUCAAAUGAUAAGAAUGAAUUAAAUGAAACUAAACGAUUAGGAGAAAAUGUACAAGAUAAGGAAAGUAAUUUUUUAAAUUACAAAAGUCCCCAUGCUUCUAACAUGAUAGAAAAAAAAAAAAAGAGUCGAGAAUUAAAUCGUGAAUUAGAUCGAGAAUUAAAUCGUGAAUUAGAUCGAGAAUUAAAUCGUGAAUUAGAUCGAGAAUUAAAUCGUGAAUUAGAUCGAGAAUUAAAUCGUGAAUUAGAUCAAGAAUUAAAUCGUAAAUUAGAUCAAGAAUUAAAUCGUGAAUUAGAUCAAGAAUUAAAUCAAGCAUUAAAUGGAGCAUUAACAAAUAUGCAUAUUAAUGGGGAGGACUACCACAUGGGUGAUAAAGGAAAAAAUCGUGAAUUCCCAAUUGGGGAUAAGUAUAAGACAAAAAAAAAUUUCGAAGGAGGAUGUGACAUCAGUUUAUGUGAAAAUAAGAGUAUCCAGAACGCAGAAGGCAUGAAGGGAAACUUUUUUUAUACAUGUACAUCAUCUUCUAAUCAACAUUUUAAGGAAAACAAAUUGGAUUUUAUUUGCCCACCACGUAAAAUGAGUCGAAGUGGAAUCUUCAAUAAGGAUCCAAACAGGAAUGGAAGUGGCAGUAACAGCCGGAAUAGCAACGAAUGUGCAAACCUAAAUAAGAACGAGAAUGAUUACAAAAAUGAAAAAAAUACAAUGAAUAAAACAACACAAAGUCUGAACAGCACAAGCACAGACGGAAUAAAGAAAAGACAACCAAAGGUCUGUACUAUUAAAUCGAAGAGUUUAGACGAAAAUAAAAUGGUUCAUAAUACCCUAUCAAAUGUUAAAAAUACUUGCAAACAGAAGGAGAACAAAUUGAAUGAUAUCUGCUCAGAUGUGCCUGUAAGAAUUAUGAGAGGAACAAAUUUAACAGAUGCAGAGACAAAAGAUUCGGAAAGGAUCGAACUUACUGAAUUGGCAAAAUUGGUGAAAAUGGUGAAAACUGUAAAAAAUACAGAAAAUCAAAAUGACAGUACAAAAGAGGAAUACAAAACUCGAAGAAAAAACAUUUCACUCAAUGCAGAAACAAAGCUGGUGAAGAAGAUUAACGUAAACAAUUGCUCUACAAAUCAGACAGAAGAAAAAGCUCAUCACAAUGUAUUAGUCGAAAAGGGAGAUAAUUCUGCGUAUAAAAUUGGAGGAAUUAUGUCUGAAAUGGACUCUUCAGCAAUUGCUCAGUGGAACAGCAGUAACAGCAGGAAUGAUACAAAAUGUGAGAAUUUUUACAAUUAUGGAAGUCUGAAUGAGAGGGGUGAAAUGACCCUAAGUAAUGAUAAUCUCCAGUUUGGAAUUAACGGGGAAGAGUUUAAAAAGAUAGAAAAAAUACACGAAGAGAGCAUUAAUGUUUUUAAAAACAAAAUGAAUAAUUUAAACAUAAACAAUGAAUCGUUUGAUAAUAUAAACAUGAUAGAUAAACAGUUUAAAGGAAAAUUGCACAGCUGUGGGAACUAUGAUGUUCAUAAUUGUGCAGGAGAAUUCGCAAAUAGCAACACAAAUAUACAGAAAAGUUAUAAAACUGUAUGUAUAAAGAAUUGUCAUAAAUAUGGGGUAAGUGGUUUAUGCGUUAAGGGAUCAAACAGCAAAGGUUUAACAUUUUUAAGUAGCUCAAUAAACAAUAUAAAGUUAUGGGAUGGUAAAAAAAACAUAUGGAAUUAUGAUCAUAUAAACAUAAAAAAUGAAAAAAGUACAUUUAUAAAUAGCUUAAUUAUAUCUUUUCAAAAAAAUUGUUUUUUCUCUGGUAUCAAUAGUUACGUACAUUUAUUUGAUAUUCGAACAAAUCCUGUUUCUUUGCAAAAAUAUUAUUAUAGUGACAAAAAUGAUGGCAGUUUAUUAAUUUCUUUACUAAAUGACAAAUCUGAUUAUAUACCCUUUAUAUUACAGAAUGGGGAAAUGUCCACUUUUAACAACACAAAAGAAUAUAUUUGGAAUGACAACAACUCGACAGAUGUAAGUUGUACAUAUGAAGAUUUGCAUAAAUCGGAGCAGAUGUACCUAGGAGAAGACAUAAAUGUGGAUUCCAAAGCCAACGCCUCAUCUAUGAAGCAAGAAGAAAAUAACCAAAGGAACAACCAAAAUAAGAGCCAAAAGAACCAUCAAACAAAUAGUAUUAAUAAUAACAAAAUAGAUGCAAAUGAAGAAGAUGCAAAAGAUAAAUUAAAAGUAAUUAAAGAUGUCGAAAAUUUCCAAUCCGAGUAUUGUAUAUGUGCCUGUGGAAAUGAGAAUUUUAUUAAAGUUUUUGAUAUCAGGAAAAAUGAUGAAAAUAUGUGGCUAGCCAAAAUACCAAUAACAAAUAAAAUUGAGUAUAUAACACACAUUCCAAUAAAAAGAAACGGAAGAAAUGUUACAAAAGAUUCCAAUAUAUUAAAAAAUGUAAUAAUAGCAAGUAGAGAUAAGACUGUGAAAAUAUGGAAAAAGGGAUGGGUGUCUUUUUAUCCCCCUUCCUAUGAUUGGUGCACGUCACUAUCUAAUUUCAAUCUUUCGGAUUUGAUCAAAAAUAAAAAUAAUUUAAAUAUCAUGGAACGGUCAGACGAAUAUGCAAAUAACUUUUUUAAUUAUGAUUCGUUAAUUGUAUCUGGAAGUAGAGAUUCUCACCUCCGUUUUUGGCUUUACGCAACAGAUAAUACAACAAAUGAAUUUAACCGAUUCAUGAAAAUUAUUAAAAAUGCUCAUAUGGUGGAUAUAACGAGUAUAUCCAAAUAUCAAACCAAUGCUCUAGUUACCACGGACAGGGAUGGAUAUAUUCAGAUGUGGGAUUGCAACUUAUUAAUAAAUGAUAAUGAAAAAUCUUUACUUGAUAUGGACAUAUAUAAUAACCAGCUUAACCUUGCAGUAAACAAAAUAGGGAAAACACUCAGGCACUCAUCAAAUGCCAUCAACAAGGUGGUAUGUUAUGAAAAUCAUUUUUUAACUGCUUCAAGUGACGGGUCAAUAAAAAUAUUCUGCGAAAAAUAA
Molecule: messenger RNA, 10425 nt
Organism: Plasmodium gonderi
Lineage: Eukaryota; Apicomplexa; Aconoidasida; Haemosporida; Plasmodiidae
Product: kinesin-4
Exons: 3
Coding region: 1-10425 (3474 amino acids)
Biological process (GO): mitotic spindle organization; microtubule-based movement
Molecular function (GO): microtubule motor activity; ATP binding; microtubule binding
Source: RefSeq, a predicted model, not a curated record